Neltuma alba is the source of this 1049-nucleotide messenger RNA. RefSeq names its product ethylene-responsive transcription factor ERF003. Gene Ontology annotation, molecular function: DNA binding; DNA-binding transcription factor activity. NCBI's taxonomy places the organism in Eukaryota, Viridiplantae, Streptophyta, Magnoliopsida, Fabales, Fabaceae. The coding region runs from base 48 to 635 and encodes 195 amino acids. Gene Ontology annotation, biological process: regulation of DNA-templated transcription. The transcript is spliced from 2 exons. The record is from RefSeq and is a predicted model, not a curated record.
UUCAUAAACACUUUGCGAGCAAGAAUACGUUUCGUCUUUUCCCUAGCAUGGCCAGACCACAACAACGGUAUCGAGGCGUCCGACAAAGGCAUUGGGGGUCUUGGGUCUCUGAAAUCCGCCACCCUCUAUUGAAGACGAGGAUAUGGCUUGGUACAUUUGAAACUGCAGAAGAUGCAGCCAGAGCAUACGAUGAAGCAGCGAGGCUGAUGUGUGGUCCGAGAGCAAGAACCAAUUUCCCUUACAACCCCAAUGCGUCUCAAUCAUCAUCUUCUAAGCUUCUCUCCGCAACUUUGACCGCUAAACUGCAUAGAUGUUAUAUGGCUUCGCUUCAAAUGACAAGACCUACAGUGCCGGAACCUCUGCGAGUAACUUCGCCAAAUGUAGUGUCCACGAGUACAAGCAACUCGUCCACUGUGAAAAGGAGAGAGAACAAUAUUACAAUGUUGGAAGGGAAGACAGCCAAGGAGGAGAAGGAAGAGACUGAAGAAUCAGAGGCAAAGUGGGGUGUGAAGAAGGUGAAGGUGGAAAGUGGUGAGCAAUUCAAGCCUCUUGAAGAGGAUCAUAUAGAGCAAAUGAUUGAAGAGCUUCUUGAUUAUGGGUCUAUUGAGCUCUGUUCUGUCAUGCCAUCUCAGUAAUGUUGCCUCCUUAAUAUGCUCAACAAUUUCAACAUUUUGCUGCUUCAAAUUCUUCUAGGAAAAGACGCUUAUUCUACUAAUUAACCCAUUCUUCUUAAUUCCCAGCCUCUUGAAGUGAUUAAUUCACCUACCCUAGAUUAUCCAGGAAACCUUCCAAGUGACCCAUUAGAUAAUGCUAUAUGUACAGCCAAUUGUGUUGUGAUCCAUGAAAUUGUUGUUUAUGUUUCAUGUAUGGCCUUGUUCUUAGAUCAUAGCCUCUGCAAUUAGCGUUUGUAGUAGCGGAUUGCAGAGAUACUCUGAUAUGUACUGGAAGGUUUGUCAAAGGGCACGGCUUUUUAGAAAGUGGCCGUAUCUCUUUAUUUCAAACAACGUAGAAUUUUAUGCACCCGUAUACUUCUCUUCAUUCUAGCUCAA